CUCCUGGAAGUGCAUGUAUUCAUUUGCUCGAGUGAUCAGAACAAAGAUUCCGGACUCGAAUUUGCUUUAGUCCCACGUUAUAGACCUCGUAUAAUCUGUUUUCUCCAUGGCCAAGGUAUCCUCUGCUUCCAGCGCCAUGAAAAGAACAUAUCCUUCCAUUCACUGAACUUUACAAAACAAAAACGAAAAUCGUGAUUUCUGUUUGUCUUGAGAUAAUCAUUCAAUCUUGCAAGCAGAGAAAAAUAUGAUUCCACUCCCUCUCUUAUUCACACUUGCGUUCCUCGAAAUGUCAGUCGUUGUUGGUCUUCUGUCUGAGACGCGGAUGAAAAAGCUGCUGAUGCUCGGGCUGGGCUGGGUGAAGCGCGGGAGGGGACACCUAGUUGUGAGGACGGUGGCGGCAACCUUCACCAUGGUCUUUGGCUCGGCCCUGUUUGACGUUGUGAACUACCGGAGGCGUAUGAGCGAGACUGGGAAAAGGAUCAACCCGACUUACGAGGUCCUCAUCACGAAUCACCUCCUGGAAACAUCUCUGAUGGGGUUCUGCCUGUUUCUUUACAUGUUAAUAGACAGGCUCCAUUGUUACAUGAGACAAUUGCUGGAAGACACAAAGAACUCCUCGCAAUUAAAUUAGAGUUAUCCAAACAAAGCCCAGUUUGAACCUUUCAGGACAUGACAUAGCAGCUUUCAGAGGGAAAGCGAAGGACAAGACCCUCAUCGCAUAUGUAACCACCCCCAUGACGCUCGGUUUAUCCCGAGCGGAACUCGCAGUUAACAGAAAUUCAUUCAUAUAUGUAUGUACAUUAUUUUGUACAUUGUCUAAUCGUCGUAUGUGUUACAUCAACAUUCAUAUUGCGUAGUCAUACCAAUUAUUAGCUAUCGUCGGUGUGAAAUGCAAUAAGGAAUGCAGAAUGAUGACUGCAAGAAGUCGAAUCGACAAGAACAUAGUGGACAUUAGUCUAAA
This is a messenger RNA of Punica granatum (pomegranate), 961 nucleotides long. NCBI's taxonomy places the organism in Eukaryota, Viridiplantae, Streptophyta, Magnoliopsida, Myrtales, Lythraceae. The record is from RefSeq and is a predicted model, not a curated record.